Messenger RNA from Patella vulgata (common limpet), 3727 nucleotides. Its product is annotated as mitochondrial ornithine transporter 1. The record is from RefSeq and is a predicted model, not a curated record. Gene Ontology annotation, cellular component: mitochondrion. The transcript has 8 exons. Gene Ontology annotation, molecular function: transmembrane transporter activity. Bases 142 to 990 code for a protein of 282 amino acids. Gene Ontology annotation, biological process: transport. Lineage: Eukaryota; Metazoa; Mollusca; Gastropoda; Patellidae.
CAGUAACGUUACCGUUACGGUUGGUUGAGGUAGCUGUCAAUUGAGACGAGUUUGAGGUGACAGCGAGGACAUGCUUCUUUUUAAAAUUGGAAUAAACAAAAUAUCGUACUCUAGAAGUUUUAGGUGGUUUGUUGAACAAAAAUGACCCAUAAUGAAGAAAGAACUCACUGGAUUAAAGAAGGAGUCAUAGGUCUUGGAGUUGGAGUUCUGUAUGGUGUCACCAAUGUCUGCAUCGGCCAUCCAUUCGAUACACUUAAAACGAAGAUGCAGGCAGAGGCUGGAUUCGAGAAAACCAAUAUGGUGCAGACAUUCGUGAAAACAUUAAAACAACAGGGAUUAAAAGGAUUGUAUAGGGGUUGUAUUCCACCAUUAUGGGGAUCAGGGAUAUACAGAUCAGCACAGUUUGCUGUUUUUGAAGCACUGUAUACCCAACAAGACAAUAGAAUCGGAAAAUAUGAACUACCAGGAACAGGAGGACUCCAACUGCGAGUAUUAACAGCUGGAGCAUGUGCGUCAACUGUUCGAGCUAUUAUUGAAACACCCUUAGAAUAUGCCAAGGUCAGGGGUCAAACCAGUCAAAAAUGGCAGCUAUCAAAAGUUUACACAGGUUUCGGAGUAACAUGGUGUAGAACUAUGGGAUUGAUGUGUACAUUUUUUAUACUCGUUGACUCGGGCAGACGUCAUUUUCCAGAACAUUUCAAGCGUCCACUUCUUGGUCCUUUCUUAACAUCGGGUAUUGCUGCAACAUUGGCCUGGUGGAUUGUUUGGCCGUUAGAAUAUAUGAAAUGUCAAGUUCAGUGUGAUUAUGGGCGGAAAGUGUCUGUUGUACAGAGAAUGAGAAACGUUAUUCGUGAAAGAGGCGGAUUCUUCGCUUUAUAUCGUGGACUGAUGCCUGGAACGAUUAGAAGUUUCUUAGCAAAUGGAACUAGUAUGGUUGUCAUGGUUACGGCUCAACGAAAGGUGUCUGAAUGGGGAUUGCGUGGAAACUAGAUCUGUUAAUUCUCAUAAUAUUGCCUCCUAAUAUUAUUUAAUUAACAGAAAGAGCUACAAAAUCACAAUGGAAAAAGAUCCAUUUCGCAUGGGACAGGAGUAGUCAGUAUUAACAUAUACCAGAUGCUAAAGGUCAGGGUUUUUUCCAAACAAGAUAGAGAAUUGGGAUUUAAAGUAGCUAAGUCUAUAACUGAAUAUCGUCCAAAGUCUUUCACAUUGAAAACACAAAUUAUUUGUCAAGUUAAAUCAACAUUGAUGUUGUGAUCUCACCCGGAAAAGAUGGGUUUAUGAUAUCCAAUAUUUAAGAUAAAAUAAACAUUUUACCAUUGGUACACGAAUCGUGUACCGUAAUGCGUUUCAGCGCCAUUUGUAACAAGGGACUCAAAGAACAAGGCUAGACAUAUUCCACAAGUCAUGUCAAACGAUGAGGCCAUAUUCUUAUCUGGAGAGCAUGCGCAAUAAAUACUAUCGGUGUAGACUGGAAUAACCACAGACACUAGAGACUGCCAUUCGAUUGAAACUUCUGGCAUAUUGAACAUAACUGAUUACAAAUUAUAGUAAAAACAGAAACGAUUGAAUGUAAAUCAGUUUAUAAACAUUCAUAUUACAUUAUUAAAUGCGUUGCGACCCAUUUGUGACAGUUUCUAGGUCCCAAAUAUUAGCGAUUUAGCUCCUUUAAUGUCCACAACACAAACCAGGUCAUUUUGAGACCAAUCUGGUAUAAUAUUUCAAUAAAUUAUUUCUGUACAGGGGUCUUUAAUAGGGGAAUAGGCCUAACCUUGAGAAAAACCCAGGUGAUUAGGCAGGUGUCUCUACUCCUUGUCAUUUACAGGCCUGGGAUCCAAACCAUGCCACUUGCAUCAAUAAAGUGCAAACGUUGAACCACUAUGAGCUUGGGAUCAAAGCCACACCACUUGCCUCAAUGACACAUGGUAAAGAAGCUAAACCUCUAACUGAAUAUUUUCCAUAAAAUUUGAAAUUAAAAUUCAAUAUUGGUCCAUUUCAACCAAUAUUGACGUUGUUAUCUUGCCGUGAAAUAUCAAAUAUUUAAGACAUAAUGAACAUUGUAUUUAAAAAUCAAUACACGAGUCGUGUAUUCUGUGGUUUCGAGCGCCAUUUGUAAUGAACAAAGAAACAUAUCCUACAAGACAAUGCAGAAGUAAUUAGUAAUAGGUGAUUCACAAAGGCCAGUAUAAUAAUAAUACUGACAUAUAGGAUGAACUAAGCAAGCGUAAACGAUUGCUGUUCAAUUUGGACAGUUAACGUAUUGAUUAGAAAUUACUAUCGUUUAUUUUUUAAAUUGAAUAUAAAUCACUUUAUAUACAUUCAUAUUACACUAAUAAUUAUGUGCUCAUAGACCAAUUUUCGUCUUUUUUAAGGUUUCAAACAAUAGAGUCAUGCGCCCUUUCAACCACACCGUCACCCAACCCUAUUCAAUUUCCACAUAUACAAGCCCGGAGGUCGAAUUCAUGCCACAUGAUAGACAUGAUCUAAGUCGUAUACAUAAAAACCACUCCGCCAUCCAACCUAACCUUCGGAAAAUAAUGGAAGAAUACUCAAUGGACAGGGUUAUGAAUUGUAGAAUUGUACAUACCUUUAUCAUGAAAGUAUAAUAUUUUUUUUAUAAUAAUUGUAUCUCAUAUAUACUCUUUAAAAAAAAAAGGGAUAUUCAGAAACAAUACAAAACUGCGGAAAUGCACUGCUGUUUUUAUUAGAGGUAACCAGUGUAUGUUAAUAACAGGCCAAUUGCCUACACAUGAACAUAAACAGUUCAUAUGGGCGGCUUAUCUGACGGCAACAUUUCAAUCGCAAAGAGAUAUACCGUCAAAAGUGAAAAUGGACGUUUUUGAUUUUUGUCUCAAUAUAAUGAGUAAUUGCUCCACCAGUCCUCAGACAUUCAGCAAUUCGACGUGUCAUCCAAUCACGAUUUGUGACAAUCUGACCCACUCCUCUUGCAGUGCCACAGCCAAUUCUUGCAGUGUUGUUGGUUGACGUUGACGUCGACGAACACGUCUCCCGAUCAAAUUAAAUGUAACACACUAAAACAAAGAUACGCUAAACAGUAAAUCUUAUGCAAGAACUGAUAGGAAAGCAAACAUGGAUAGAUAAACCAGCACGCGACAGUUUUCAUCAACUCUUCCUUGAAGUGUCAAAUUUGACAAUGAACCCCUCCCACGUGUAUGGCGCUAUUGCGUGUCGCAUGUGCAGCUCAGUGGUUCUGUUGGGGCGAUAAGUUCUUCAUCUGUGAACAUAGUCUCAAAGCAUGUCAAAUGUCCAUGACUAUUUAUCAUAUCGCAUCUUGCAUAGGUAUUUGCAUUUCAAUAUCCCCUACUUUUUUUGAAGAGUAUGUUAAAGGGCCAAUCUCAAUUAUAGAAUACUCAUUGAAUGGGGUUAUAAAUUGUAGAAUUGUACAUGCCUUAUACGUGAAAGUAUAAUAUUUUUUUAUAAUAAUCGUAUCUUGUAUUGUGUUAACUUUUUCUACGAUCAGGUAUUUUUUCAACUGAAUUUGUUCAAAAUUCAUUUUGCUCAAUUUGCUAUUAAAGUCUCUAGCGUCAUUUAUAUUUUAAUCUAUGAAAAAUGUACUCAAAUUGAGAUGAUUUAACAUUUAAUUAAGAUUGAUCUUUAAUUGGCAUUUAGCGAUUGGGAAACACAUUAACAGAACACAGUUUUUAUGGGAAACAUUCACUGGUUUAUUCUAAAAGCACGACAUUUCGACAAGUAUCCUCUUAUCGUUAUC